AUGUCGACCACCAAACGAAGAGGCCGGCCUCCUCGUAAACCCGCCGCUGUCGGUACUGCUGAGCCAUCUGUUGUUUCCGAACCAUCUGCUGUUGAUGAUACUGCCAACAAUGAAAGAGUAGGAGACGCAGCUGCAGAAGAAACAUUCGAUCUGCCCUCGAUAUCGGCUAUCGACCUAUUCCAGGGUCAAUCGUAUACGUUCCACUCUGAGAUUCCUAGCGUUGUUCGGAAUGAUCCAACAGCUUCGAUAACACUCGGCGUGGAUGAGGCCGGCCGUGGCCCAGUUCUUGGUCCGAUGGUUUAUGGAAUAGCGUACUGUGUAUCCGAUUACGAGAAAUCUUUGUCAAAGAAAGGAUUCGAUGACUCCAAAAAACUCACAGCAGAAGUGAGAAGUGAUCUUCUACAAGAGAUAUGUACUUCGGACACUGAACUCCACGCCAAUGUCGGAUGGGCAGUACGGGUUAUGUCUGCGAGAGAUAUCACCUCUGGCAUGUUGAGGCCUGCUGGGGUCGGCACAUACAAUAUCAAUGCGCAGGCACAUGACACUACCAUGAACCUCAUCGAUGAGGUUUUAAAGAAGGGUGUCAAUGUUAAAGAGAUCUUCGUCGAUACCGUCGGACCAGCCGUUACGUACCAGGCGAAACUACAGAGGAGGUUCCCAACAACCAAAGUCACAGUUUCCAAAAAAGCCGACUCUUUAUACCCGUCCGUCUCAGUAGCUUCAGUCUGCGCAAAAGUCACAAGAGAUUUCGCCCUCAAAGAAUCCUUCAGUUUGGCAUCUGGUGGUGGUGAAGUACCAAAUACUGGAUCCGGCUACCCAAGCGAUCCAAAGUCAAUUGCAUAUCUCAAAGGGUCAAUGGAUAGCUUGUUUGGGUGGGGAUCCGAAACUCGGUUUUCGUGGUCUACCGCGGCGGAAUUGCUCAAAAAGGAUGCUGAAGUUGUAGAUUGGCCCGAUAAUGACGAUGAAGGGAAUGGCGAUAUUGGCGCAUUUAUGUCGGCUUCGUCGGCUGGGAGUGAUGUUAGGUAUUGGUUUGGGAAACCAGCCACCGCAGCAGAAUUAUAA
Molecule: messenger RNA, 1062 nt
Organism: Orbilia oligospora ATCC 24927
Lineage: Eukaryota; Fungi; Ascomycota; Orbiliomycetes; Orbiliales; Orbiliaceae
Exons: 4
Coding region: 1-1062 (353 amino acids)
Biological process (GO): mismatch repair; DNA replication, removal of RNA primer
Cellular component (GO): ribonuclease H2 complex
Molecular function (GO): RNA binding; RNA-DNA hybrid ribonuclease activity
Source: RefSeq, a predicted model, not a curated record